Molecule: messenger RNA, 6924 nt
Organism: Diabrotica balteata
Lineage: Eukaryota; Metazoa; Arthropoda; Insecta; Coleoptera; Chrysomelidae
Source: the annotation of a GenBank genome assembly
GCACUGCACCCAUGCCAUUCGAGCAAUCUCAAUCAACUCACUUCCGACCACUAUAGUACCCGCUUGUUUUAAAAAAGGACCCGAUUAAGUACAUCAGUUUGUUGUAUUAACGCGACGGAUAAUCAACACGCGAGUGUUAAUUUAUCAUUUGAGAAGUGGAUGGAUACAUAUCGAUAUUAACUAGUUCAUAAGAUGAUUAAUAAAACACCGACAGCGGGAAAAAAUUGUUAGUUUCGCGAAAAUAUUUCUGCGCGUGGUGGUGAGCUGCCGACUUUACUGGACGUUUAUAAAGUGAGAAUAGUGGCGCGACAAUGGAGAAAAAAAUUGCCAAAGAAUUAUCAUCCAAAGAACGAAUUUGGAAUAACGAUGAAGUCUCCUAUGGCGUAUUUGGCCAACACUCUAAAAUUAAAUCAAUUAUCGAUGGCACUAAAAAGAAACCAGAAGAAACACAAGAAGAGGACGAUGUAGUCUCGAAGGCAAUAGGAGAGUUCGGAAGGUGGCAACUGCUCAACACAUUGCUCCUCUCUCUUUUCAACAUACCAUGCACGUGGCACAUUUUCGCGCCAACUUUUCACGUUGGAGAAAAAAGAAACGUUUGGUGUGCGCGGCCAGAAAAUUUUACAGACGUCCCAUUUAGUGAGUGGAUGAAUUGUAGUGGACAAAGUGAACAAGAAUAUUGUACAGUUUUAGACGUUACCGGAAUAAACAACAUUACAGCAUUGUGUAGUGCGAGUUUAAAUGCUUUAAGUAGGGUCAAGUGUAACCGUUGGGAAUUCGAUGGAGAAGGUUCCAACAUAAUCACCGACUUCAACCUAAUCUGUGAUAGGAAAAGUUUACAAAACUUAGCCGAAAUGAUGUUCCUUGCCGGAGUUGCUAUUGGAGGUCUCGUCAGUGGUAUCGUCUCUGAUAAAUAUGGAAGAAAAAGGACAUUGAUGAUAUCUGUUACUUUACAGACUAUAAUCGGUACCGCUAUCGCUUUCACUCCUUGGUUCUUCUUAUACGUCAUUCUAAGGGCGUUUUUGGGAUUUAUCUCCGUAUCUGUGGUCUUUAGUGGUUUCGUGCUAUCCAUUGAACUUGUUGGUGGAGAAUGGAGGACGGUAACUGGCAUCUCAUAUUUAUUUCCAGUAUCUAUGGGCUACGUGACCGUGUCAGGCAUAGGUUGGCUGCUAAGGAAUUGGAGACACUUUCAGUUAGCGAUAUCUCUGCCGGGAUUUUUCUUCAUUAUACUUUGGUGGGUCCUUCCAGAAUCUCCAAGGUGGCUUCUCGUUCUUGGAAAAACAAAACUAGUAAAAAAUAUUUUGGAAAAAGCAUCCAAAUUCAACCGAAGACCUCUUCCACCCAACUUGGACAAACUAUUACAGCCUGAGUCGGGUUGCGAUUCGAUUGAAGACGUUUCUGUGUUUGACUUGUUUAGGGUGCCAUCCUUAAGAAAAAAGACGUUCUGUCAGUUCAUGAUUUGGUUCAGCGUAUAUUUGGUGUAUUAUGGAUUGGUGCUCAACCUUGGAAAUAUUGGAGGAAAUCUGUAUGUUAACUCGGCUCUACAAGGCGUAGUGGAAAUCCCUGCAAUAGCAAUAAGCAUCUAUUUCCUUCUCAAGAAAGGCAGAAGGUGGCCACUUUCCUUAACAAUGAUUACAUCUGGAAUAGCCUGCAUACUAACCUUCCCCAUAUACUUCCUUGACAGUAAUCUCCAGUGGGUGAUAACUUCACUAACGAUGAUUAGCAAGUUUUGUAUCAGUUCGUCGAAUGCAACAAUGCCGGUGUUUGCAGCAGAACUGUAUCCAACUACUAUCAGAAAUAUUGGCGUAGGGGCUGCGAAUGUCUCCGCUGGGAUUGCUUUAAUGUUGGUACCAUAUUUAUGGCUGCUGUCUGACUUCCAUGCAAGUCUGCCGAUGACAGUCUUAGCAGCAUUCGGAAUAAUGGGGGGUCUUUGCGUUCUGCUUCUACCAGAAACUAAAGGCGUUCCAUUACCAACUACGAUCAAACAAGAAAUAGAAAAUCGGAAAAUGUCUCUAGCCGGAUCUAACAAGAAGAUUAACAACAACUGUUCAGCAUAGCGGCUACUGCAUGGUAAAUAGUGUACAAAAAGACAAGAGACUUGCCUCAUGAACAAAUCUAAGUAUGAACCCAAGUGCUUAGACCAAUCAGGCAUUAUGUACUUAAUGUAAAAAAUGUGCAAUUAAAAGUAGUGGUAAAGUUCUGAACAAUGUUAAUAAAAAUACUCUAUAAUUUUUUUUAAACGUUUUUGAUCCCUAGAAGUAAACUUAAAUAUAUUGUUCAUUUCAAAUCAAAUGUGGUAAACGAAUUUUAAAAUAUGUAAAGGCACGCGACUAAUUGUCUAAACUCCUUAGUCAAUUCAUUGUAAUAUUACGAUAUCUAAACAAUUUACAUUUAAAGUAAACAAAAUGGGCAGCAGUUAAGGCCAACAUUGGUUGAAAUGUAGAAUACAGUUGAUAUUAGACAUAAAUCGAUAGAAAUUGUUAACUUGUUGCAUCUCUCCAUUUUAUUUCUGUGUUUCACAGCAUUUAUAUUGUGUAUAUUCAGUUCAAAAUCUGAAUAAUGUCAUAAUCCAAUAGGAGCAAACAAGUGUCCAUAUUUUUUUACGUCACUAUAAUACAUUACAUAUUCUCCAUAUCUUAUUUGCCCUUUACCUUUUUUAUCUUUAAUAUUUAACAUAUAUUCUAUGUGAUUUUUUUUGUUAUUUGAAACUGCUUCAACCACAAGGGUUGUCAGCAAUGGUCGAUUUUACAGUUAGAUUUUGUUGAUUAGUCCUGAGGAAACCAAAAAAAAAGUAUGAUAUUCUUCUGGUCACUAUGUUUAUUUAGAAUGUCUUUUAUUGUUGAAGGGAACUGUUCAUGCUGUCUUUCAAAUGCAUAUAAAGUACUGUUAGAUCACUAUCACACGCGUAACAUAACGAUUUGGGUUGCUUGUGUAGUAGGAAAUCAUGUGUGAUCUUGGUGUGCCCUGAUCGUAGUCUGGAGUUGAUAACUUGAUCUCUUCUUUUCAUAGGUAGCCUCCAUGGUAGUACAGUUUGUUUUAUGGAUCUAAGGUUAGAAUUGGAGACAUUUCAUGUAAGAUACUGUCCAUGGUGGAGGAUUAUCAGAAUUUGUAAGUGUGUAUAAAGAAGGUACAGUGAUGUCUAGGUUAUUUAGAAUUGUGCUGAUACGACGAUAGAAUGGUGGAUCUAAUCUCCUUCUUGACUGAAACGUCGAGAGAAAUCUGUCAGCAAAAGUAUUUCUGAAAACAGGAAUGGUUGGAUUUGCCGCAACCCUUGUAGCAAAUGAAAAACUUAAAUAUUUCUUUCAAAGCAAAAGUGAAGGCUUACCAGAUUAACUGUACAUGCUCUUAAUAGGACUUGUGUAAUGUGCUCCCAAUGCUAUCCUAAUUCAGGAAUUAUGACCUGGAUAGAGAAUUUUUAAUAUUGAAGUUCUUGAGUUGUACGCAACUCCCCAUAAUCAAGUUUUGAAUGAAUUAGGGAUCUGUAUAAAGUCAUUAUUGUUUGAAAGUCCGCACCAUAUUGCUUGUGAGCUAUAUUUUUAACAUAUUUAGUCCAUUUUGUGCAGAUUGUAGAAGAAAGUGCACAUGUUCUUUUCAAGUUGAACUAUCUAAUUUCAUGCCAAGAAAAUAAAUAGAUUUUACAUAUUCAAUAUAACUGUUAUUUAACAUUAAGUUUGUCUAUGUCAUUUUCUUUUAGCUUUUCUAUAAGUUUCUUAUUUAUAUUAUUAAUUGAUUUGAUAAAAUAUGUUUCUUCUUCCUUAAUGUCUUUUCUUAUCAUUGGUCGUCAUUGGGCAAACCGUCUCAAUCCGAGGCAGCAUACUGAUCUCUGAGUACUCCUAUAAGUAGGUUACUGGACUGGCUCAACGGCGGACUGAUACUGGGAUUGCCAACUUUGGCCUUCAGACAUUUAUAUGUAUAUAUCACUUGCUACACAUUUGAUCUUAGGACUAUACCGUCCAUGCCAAAUCGAUACAACCUCAUUUUUAUCAAACAGGUAUUACUACAGGAAGGUGAGUUUGGCUGUAAGGUAGCAGAGGCUUUAUGUGACGUAUUUCUCAUUAAACUCACUAUUCGGUUUCACAAUCAUAAUAACUUUGGCAAAUACCAACUGCAUCUGAUAAUAUGAUACUUAAAAAAAGUUUUCCUAAGCAAAUCUUUGAAAAUUUCUCCAAUCAUUUUUUCCUUAUCUGUAACUUCUUCUUUUUGUUCCUUCUUGUAUGUAGGCAUUAAAGCCGGUUUCUUCUUCAGUAUUAGCCCCCCAAAUUGUUUAAAUUGUUGCACGAUUUUUUUUCUUGGUCUGCCAAUACUUCUUCGUCCAUUUGGUGACUUAUCUCGUGCUAUUAGUACUAUUCUAUCUUUUGCCAUUCUACUGAUGUGUUCGUUCCGCUCCUGUUUCCGUUUUGUGGCCCUUCCAUUUAGAAAAACAUUAUCUCUUCGAUCUAACGUAGUAUAACAGUACAUCCUAACGUUAGACAAUCUUUUUCAAAAUGUUCAGUAAUAACAAUUUUUCUUCAUUAAAUCUCGCAUAUUAUAACAAUUUUCACACUACUGUUUAAGGUUUAGUACAUAUGGUCGCCAUAUGUUAUAAAAAAACCUUCCCUGUUGGAGACUUUGACCAGGCCAAGUAUUUGAUAAGUUUUUUGAGAUUUAUGGACCUCGAUAACCAAAACCUCUAUGUUUCUGUGAAAAAUGCAGAUUCGUAAUGUAUGAAAAGGGUACAUACAAUUUAAAAAAGAAACGGUAAAAUCCAUCAACAAGAACCAUAGUUUAUAGUGCGAAUUUUAAAGUACUCCUCUCUAUUCCAUACUAAAUGAAUUAGAGCUGCACAUUUUGUUUUUGAACAGAGACUACUCUUUCUUUCUGACUUCAAAGGCAAUCUGUUUCAAACUUUAUACAUUAAAACUUCGGUCUUUGAUCUUUUAAAUGCCGCUAAUCAAGUUUCUUAAUUGUUAUAAAUAAACCAUGUACAACUUUUUUUAAUUUGACAAAAAGGCAACUUUUCGAAUAUGAAAAAUAAUUAAUUCUCAGGCAACAUCGAUUAAAGUUAUUCUAAAUGUGUAUAAGCAAAAAAUUGCAUUGUUUUUGCAAUUCCUGUAAGUAAGUUCACUUUUUUCUGACUUUUUUAUUGAAAAAUACAGUUGGUUCAGAUAAAUUGAAUAACUUAAACUAAUUGAUAAAUCACUCUAAAAGUUUAACCACAUUUUUAGCACUAUAAGAACCAACAUUGACGCAAUAUCAAGCAAGUAGGUUAAUUUGUUACAAUGGAUAUUAACAUUGAUUGUAAAUUAAAAAUUCUUAGGAUUUUUACAGUUUUCUAAGCAAUAAAUUACUAAAUCAACAGUCAAAAAUCGCUAUUUUACAGCUUUAAAAGUGUUCUAUCAAAUUACUUUAAAUUUAUUCAAAAUGCUUUACCUUUUUACUGGUAGGCAAAAGUUCUUAAAAUGAUGCAUUUUUUGGCCUUAAAUUGUUACAAACAUAGAAGUUUUGGUUAAUGAGGUUCAUAAAGCUCAAAAAAAAUGUCAGAUGUAAUUGUAGUAACUUAAAAAUUUAAUAAAUAAAUGAUCAAUUAAGUUUUAUUAUUAUUAAUUUAAGAACUUAAAUAAGUUUUGCAAUUUUAUUUGAAAUGAACAGUAUCUAAGAAAAUAUAUUUCUGCUACCAAUUAUGAGAUGUGUUAUAUUAACACUUUAUUCGGUAAUUUAUGGAUUAAAAUAUUAGUUUUAGACUUAUUUUUGUAUAGAAUAAACGUUGUCAUGAUAUCUACGACUCCCAUUAUUGUAGAUAAAUAUAAUAAUACAGGAAUCGCCAAACUUGGUGAAUUAAGGACACGAAUAAUGACGUAGUUCUCAUCUUUUUUGUACAGGAUCGAUUUUAAAUCAAUCUUUAAAUAAAAAUGUAAAUACAAUAUAUUUGGAGUAAAGAAAAAGCACGCUUCUAUAAUAAUUACUAGCGAACACAUCCUUAUUUCGAAUUUCGAAUUAUGAACGCCAGCGCAAACAUAAAUGCUUAGUGUGCGCUCAUAACUAGGCGCCGAGCCUCGCUCGGACCAUGGGAUGGUAUCAUAUUAUCAUCGCCAACGCGCGAUAUCAUUCACCGUCUACACGCAGCGCUAUGAUCUAGGCGAGGAUUUCAUGCGAUGGUCUCCGUUAUAAACGUACCCUUAGACAAGGAAAGAGAGAGGACAGGUAACGUUAAUUUAAUAAACUUUCUAAAAGUGCCCCAAUGAAUUGUAACACCUGAGUGUCAUUCUUAAGGGGUGUACAAGUCUCACAGGCUGGAAUACAUUAAAUUGUUUGCUUGAUUUCAAAAAGUGAAGCCAGUUUAGAUGUGACCGCCAUGUUUUGGUGCCUGUACGUUGCCCAUUACUGAUUACUGAUACUAUACUGAUCUACUAAAAAAUAUGUAAUGAUAAAAUCAUGUUCAAAAAAUGAUCAUGUCAGUGUUCAAUUAUAAAGUUUGAAAAAAAUCUAUUUAUUGAUAUUUAUUCUCCUUAUUCUCAAUCUACUAAAGAAAGAAAAUAUGAUCUGACAACAUUUCUGGUGCCAGUCAAUUCUGGUGCCGGCUUUAGUCAAUUUCAUAUGUUUAAACGUCCCCUCUCUUUCCGUGUCUAAGCAUAAACCCAUGGUGGUAUUCAUUGUACCAUGGCAUAAACCUGUCUCCAGCUAUGACUCGCUUCAUACUCCCUCUACCGAUAUGUUACUGUUACUAUCCUCCACUGCUUUGUGAGCCUGUGAUACAAAAGAUAAUCGCACAGUUUCCAUGUAUUACGCGCGCUUUUUCUUUGCUUGAAUAGAUUAUAGUUUGUCAUAUGAACUUAAAUUGUUGAUUUUUAGUACUGUUUCUUCAUUAAUCAUUUUUUACAUAAUGUUGUUGAUUUAUAUGUAUAAUAUGUAUUGAUUCUUUUCUAUGUAUUAAAUACUUUUGAAAAUUAA